CUUGCACUGUGUUGUGCUUGUGGGUUAGUAUGGGCUGAUGGUACUAAAGCUUCUGAUGCCCUUAUUAAACCUUCCACUGUUGGUGUUCCUUCUCUUGUUCGUCAUGCUAUUCCUGCGGAUGAUGGAGGGCUUAAGGUUGAUGAAGCAGGUUUGGAAGAGGAAGCACCGCGAGUUGAGUCAUCCACUGAAGAUCUUGAGAAGAAAGAAAAUUUGGAAAAAGAAAUAAAACCUGAUUCUCCGAAUUCUAAAGGUGCUGGUGAUUUGGGUUCUCCUGGUGCCCUUCAACCCAAUGGUACUGACAGCUCAGUUGGUGUGCAUAAACAUAAGCAGUCACAUGAAAAGACUCAACUUGAAUUGCAAGAAGGACAAACAGAUCAUCGUGCUGAUACACAAGGUGUGGCCGUGGAAGAGAUCUUGGAUCCAUUAAGAGCAAAAGAAAGC
Trypanosoma theileri is the source of this 441-nucleotide messenger RNA. RefSeq lists its product as uncharacterized. The transcript has a single exon. NCBI's taxonomy places the organism in Eukaryota, Euglenozoa, Kinetoplastea, Trypanosomatida, Trypanosomatidae. The record is from RefSeq and is a predicted model, not a curated record. The annotation marks the transcript as partial.